Messenger RNA from Elgaria multicarinata webbii, 2201 nucleotides. RefSeq names its product high mobility group box 3 (gene HMGB3). Bases 100 to 717 code for a protein of 205 amino acids. Gene Ontology annotation, molecular function: DNA binding, bending. Gene Ontology annotation, cellular component: nucleus. Gene Ontology annotation, biological process: regulation of transcription by RNA polymerase II. The record is from RefSeq and is a predicted model, not a curated record. The transcript is spliced from 5 exons. NCBI's taxonomy places the organism in Eukaryota, Metazoa, Chordata, Lepidosauria, Squamata, Anguidae.
GAGUCUUAGCGCGUCGUGUGUGCGCCUCCUCGCUCGCUCGCUUGCUGCUCUUGCCUUGCCGAUCGCCGAGGUUAAAGCGAACAAUACAGAGAGUAAAAAAUGGCUAAAGGUGACCCGAAGAAGCCGAAGGGGAAGAUGUCUGCCUAUGCCUUCUUUGUGCAGACAUGCCGUGAGGAACACAAGAAGAAGAACCCAGAAGUUCCAGUCAACUUUGCAGAGUUUUCGAAGAAGUGCUCAGAGAGGUGGAAGACCAUGUCGACCAAAGAGAAGGGCAAAUUUGAUGAGAUGGCCAAAGCCGACAAAGUACGGUAUGAUAGAGAAAUGAAGGAUUAUGGACCCGCAAAGGGGGGUAAGAAGAAGAAGGACCCCAAUGCUCCCAAACGGCCUCCGUCUGGAUUCUUCCUCUUCUGCUCAGAGUUCCGUCCCAAGAUCAAGUCCACUAAUCCUGGCAUCUCCAUUGGAGACGUGGCAAAGAAACUGGGCGAAAUGUGGAACAACCUCAGCGAUGGAGAGAAACAGCCUUACAACAACAAGGCUGCUAAACUGAAGGAGAAAUACGAGAAGGAUGUUGCGGACUACAAGUCUAAAGGCAAGUUUGACGGUGCAAAAAGUGCAGCAGCCAAAGCGGCGGCCGCAGCUCGGAAAAAGGUAGAGGAAGAGGAGGACGAUGAAGAAGAUGAUGAGGAGGAGGAAGACGAAGAGGAGGAUGACGAAUGAGAAACUGUAUAAUACUUGUCUCCAUGUGAAUACCAUAGAGUAGGGGAAACACCAUUCGGAAAAGAAAAAGAAAAACACACAACCCGCACCCUCUUAUUGAGACGGUGUCUUAUUUGCCCUUUAUUUGGUUUAUUGACAAAAUUUGGAUUUUGAACACCAAACACCGUAGCUUCUCUGAAAAAACAAACACAAAAAUCAAAUCUUAAGUAAAAAGUGCUCUAGGAAAAAUACAGAAAGGAAGGGACGAAAAGCAAAAACCAUUGUAACUGGUUUACAUUAAGUGGCCACGGAUGUCCUAUAGGCCCCCUGAAACUGUAACAAAGUUGUACAUAUUUCCAAACAUUUUUAAAACAAAAAAAAAAAGGUGGAAGCAAAGACGCUCUAGUGUUCUCCUCAACUCUGUGCACUUUCCUGUUGGUGUAACAAAGCAUUUAAAAAUGUUUCAAGCAUCUUAUUUUUUAAUUUGUAAGGUGGUGUUUAACUAUAUGGUUAUUGGCUAGAAAAUCCUGGGUUAUAAACUGUACAUAUCUAUAGUUUGUAAAAACUAGACAGAUUCUUGUGGUUCAUGCUCUGAGCGGUGAUCACCGUGGAGGGAAAGGCGAGCAGUUUUAGGAGAACUGUAGUGCGUUUCCACGGAGGGUUUGUGCCUCUGAGCGCGCACCGCGAAAGUAGAUCUACUUACACUACAGUGGGCGUCCAUUUAGCUUAAAGUUGUCUUUCUGUAUAUAGUGAAAUUAGCAUUCUGCGGCCAUUAGUUGUGGAAGGGGAGGGGGGCAGUUCAGCUGGCAUGAGGAAUUGUAUGGAAUCUUUUUUUUUCUUUCCUUUCCUUUUAGUUGAGUGGGGUAGUUUUUAAACGGAAGCUGUAGGUCUCUUCAUUGUCAGCUUAAAGUGAAGAGAAGGGCGCAGAAAACCGAAGUUCAAAAACACUCUGUACUUAAAAGAGAAACAAAAUUUGCAAAAACGUUAUGUUGGUUUUUGUAUGUUUAGAAUGCUGAAAUGUUUUUGAAGCAAAAAUAAACAGUAUUACAUUUUUAAAACUUCUUGACAAUAUUCUAGAUUUCCUGCUUUUAACAAGGUUACUUUUAGCAGCAGCAAGAAAAAGAAAAUGUUGCAGGUCUGGCCGGUUCCUCCUCCCCACCCCACGCCCACCCCUGGUUGUCUAGUUAAAAGGGGGGGGGAAGCAAAUACAUCCCCUUCUGCCUCCCGAGGCUGCACAUGAUGGACGCUUAAGAUCCGUCUAGGAAAGUUGACUGCUUGAGCUGAUUUGGUGUUUAAAGGAUGCUAUGCAAGUUUGAAUCUUUUAUUACUUGAAAGUGGGAAUCUGGCUGAACACUUGUGACCUUAAUUGUGUGAAUUCCACCGUUCAGAAAGGUAGGUGACUAAGAGGAAGCAGACGUUACUUUCUAGCUGUGUUGGGUCCAUUUAUAGCCCAAAUGCUAUGCUUUGUAAAUAUUAAAAUGUGCCUUUUUUGUCCCGUGUUGAAA